AUGAUGUCCGACCGAAAGAUAGGGUACAUUGGCUUGGGAAACAUGGGCGGCGGCAUGGCGUCGCAUCUUGUGGCAAGUGGCUAUGAUGUGACCGUGUUCGACUUGCGCGCCGAGGCUGUGCAGGCGCUCGAGGACAAGGGCGCGACCGCCGCGUCAUCACCCAAGGAUGUCGCAGAGAAGUGCGAUGUCAUCAUUUCUUCGCUGCCUACUCCGCAGAGCGUAGAGAACGCCGCAACCGGCGAAAAUGGCUUGGUGCAUGGGCUGAGCGCGGGCAAGGUCUAUAUCGACAUGAGCACCAUCGACCCGGACACCACGCGCAGGGUCGGAGCGGCAGUACGAGCGACCGGCGCCGAGAUGCUGGAUGUUCCGGUCGGCAUGGGGCCCGCGCAUGCUGCCAGAGGUCAGCUUACGCUGAUGAUUGGCGGCAAUGCCAGCGUCGUCGAAGACUGCAAGGAUGUGCUGGACACGCUCGGCGGCGAGCAGUUCUAUUGCGGCGAGCUAGGCUCAGGCGCUACUACCAAGAUUGUCAACAACCUCGUGUCAUGUUCCGUUGCUACUCUGCUUGGCGAGGCGGUUACGCUGGGCGUCGCUGCUGGGCUAGACCCGGAGCGGCUGCGCAAUGUUAUGAACAACACCGCGGCAAGCACGCUGCAUGGACGCAACUGGACUGAAGGCAAAGGUGUUCGAGCGCAACUUCGAGCCUGGCUUUAA
This is a messenger RNA of Geodia barretti, 711 nucleotides long. Lineage: Eukaryota; Metazoa; Porifera; Demospongiae; Tetractinellida; Geodiidae. The record is from the annotation of a GenBank genome assembly.